GCGAGCGGCUCCCAGAGUCAGAUGCACGCGCACAACAGAAAGAGGGGGCAGGAAGGGGGUUCAGGCCUCCAUGCACCACCCCUGCCUCCCCCUGUUUAAACUGAAGCCUGGUGAAAGCAGCAGGCGAGGGCUUGCAUGGUGCAUUUAAGGAACGCUCCUUGCAGAGCAGCAGCCCCUGAGGAGAAGUCGGUGCUGCAGGAAAGGGAUUGGCUCCUGCUCCAGUGUUUGAGAUGUAUCCCAGGAUAAGAAUGGUUGCACUAUAUACCGUCUCAAUCACGUUGAUUGCAUUCCUUAUUUAUAUAAGGAAAGAGACUAAGUUGGCUGUCUCCCCAGCAGCCAGGAAGAUAGCUGCACCAAAUCCCAGCCAUACGUUCUGGGCCCCGGAGCAGACUGAACCCAGCAAAUGUUUGCCAGACCUGACAAUUGUCAAUUCCUCUCUUGCACUCCCAGAGCUUCACCGCACCUUCUUAAUGUACAAGCACUGCAGGAACUUUUCAACACUGCUGAAGCCCACGAGAUGCAGUGAGGAAACAUUCCUCUUGCUGGCAAUCAAGUCUCUCCCGAUCAACAUAGACCGUAGGGUUGCUAUCAGGAACACAUGGGGGAAAGAAGUGGCCAUCGGCAGCAAGCCAAUCAAACUGGUAUUCUUGCUUGGGCGCUCAGAGGCCAAAAUCCAGGCUCACUCCCUCCAUCAGCUGCUGGUUUAUGAGAGCCAAGAGUUCGAUGACAUUGUCCAGUGGGAUUUCACCGACAACUUCUUCAACUUGACACUGAAGGAGCUGCACUUCCUCCGGUGGUUCAUGGCGGACUGUCCCCACGCCAGGUUUGUGCUGAAGGGCGAUGAUGACGUUUUUGUCAACACCUACAAUAUUGUUGAGUUCCUCAAAGAAUUGGAACCUGGGGAAGAUCUCUUUGUUGGGGAUGUCAUCAGCCAGGCCCGUCCUAUAAGAAACACCAAAGUCAAAUAUUUCAUCCCGGAGUCUAUGUACAAAGCGCCCUACUAUCCUCUCUAUGCUGGUGGCGGUGGCUAUGUGAUGUCCAGAACGACAGUGCAGCGACUCCAGAGCACUGCUGAAGACACUGAACUCUUCCCAAUAGAUGAUGUCUUUGUGGGAAUGUGUCUGGCAAAGAUGGCAGUGACUCCAUUGAACCAUGCUGGCUUUAAGACCUUUGGAAUCCAGAGGCCUUUUAAUCCUUUUGAUCCAUGUCUAUACAAAGAACUGAUGAUAGUGCACAAGCUGAACCCCACCGAGAUGUGGAUCAUGUGGACGCUGGUAAAGGAUGACCAUAUUAGGUGUGCUGUAUCAUUAACUCAGUAACUCACAAAAUGAGACUGCUGAUGCUAAGUGCAGGGAACAGAAUGAUGGUGGUGGUUACUCCAGAUUGCUUAAACUGACAUUAAAAACAGAAACAAAAGAAAGUCGUAGUAGAUGAUACAUUUUUAUUAACAGACUGUAGUUUACAGUAAGGUAAUGUUCUGCAAUGAGCCUCUGAAAAUAUAUUGUUGGGUUACUGAAGCAUCAUGAGGUUGAACUGAAAACACAUAGGGGGGAUAGCUCAGGGACUUGGGAUUGGGAUUGCUUCCUCUGUAGAUCACUGAUUUGAAUUCAGCCCAGCUGGGUGGUUCUGAGUGGCUCUUUGCAAAGUGCGGUGGUGGUCUUAGUGCCAGUUCUGAUGGUGUCCAAGUUACAACUACCAACCUUACUAGCAGCCUCUAGUUACUGGCCUUCCUGCUAAACAGGCAGUAGAGCCUGAACUCACCCAUUAACCCUUGAAAUCAGGGCUAAGGCACAAGAAGUGUGUGGACAAGCUUAUGCUGCUGGGUCUGCGCAUCUCCUGUCAAGGACUUCACUGUCCACGGUUAGCAAUCCACCAGAUGUCACCAGCACUAAAUUUACUUAAUGGGGAUGUGGGGGAAAGAACACAGAGAAGAUGGUCUAGAAACCUUUCAGUUGUCUGUUCUUAACACAGCCACGACACUGCAAGGUACUUAGUUCUAAUAGCACUGACUUCUAACCAGCUCUUUUUCUUUCGAUUUUUAUCUACUUACAUUAGAUUAUUUGCACUGGAAUUUUUGCACAAAAAUACUUUACAGUGGGAUUGGGAGAAGAAACAAAUUGCUAUUAACCACUAUAAUAACAAUGGCUUUUUUAAACAGCAGGUAUAAAUAAAUACAGUUUUGAAAGUGUUUACAUUGAGUAUUCUUGUUCUGUUGGAAGUACAACUGAGAUGAGAAUAUCAAAACAAAAUCCAGGGUUAGCUGACAGCUACCUCCAUCAGAGAUUACACAGCUGCAAAUGGAAAAUAUAUCUGUAUGGCUUUGUGGGAAGUGGGACUUGCUAAUUAAUUGGCCUUGUGGCGGAGAGUGGUAUAAAUCCCUACACAGGUCCUGUGUCACCUUGGUGCUAUCUGAGUCAAUCCCUUGAGUAAAGUUCAAGAAGAUCCAUCCUCCUUGGUACUCAUAUGGAGCGUUUCAACUUCAUGAAAUAAUCCAUCCUUUCACUGCUGUGUUGCAGGUGAGGGGAGGAGGCCUCGAAGUGGUAGUAAAGUGCUGCUCUUGGAGGAGAGAGACCUCAGUUUUAGUCUGAUUGCUGUGACCUUGGCACCUGGACGGGCAAUACUACCACACAGAUGUGAGAUGGUCCUUUAUGUUUGUAAAGUGCUUUGCGAUCCAGUGCAGGGCGGUCUCUUAUCAAGAGAAACUGAAGGAUGGAGAGGGCAAGUUAUGUCCUUCCACAAGGCCAGAGAGAGGGGAGUUUGACAGAGCUGGUACUAGAAGCAAGAAAUUUCUGCUUCUCUGUCUAAGUUUGUGACAAGACUGUUUAAACUACAUCAAAUCAAUGGAUUCUGAUGUUGUGGGUUCCUGUUUGCCAGUGUAUUAUGCUUUCGCUGUCACUACUCUGCUUGCUUUUAUUAGCGCUUAACCUGAACUGCCUUUCUAGUUACUUCUGAUGUUCUUGUCAAUUCCUUUAGUGUUGGAGGGUCUCACCAUUUUACUUAGGGUUGUAGUUGUCUGAAGGCACCAGGGAUUGUAACCUUGGAUACUAUUCCACUUGUCACUUGUAUGACAUAUUUGCUCACUGUUCCUCUAGUGGACUCUGCCCUGGAAUAAGUGAUUCCUGUGUAAGAAUCUAGGAAGAGAUAAUAGAAAUAGAUAAAGCAGUUGAAGAGGAGCAUGUAUGAAAGCAGAACUGCCAUUUAGAGACUAGCCCAUAAUCUGGGUUCAUCUUUACCUAAAUUUAACUUUCAGGUCACAGAUUAUUUUUUAUUAAGAACAAUGUAAGUCCCUAAUGAAUACUACUGUACCCUUCCACCUUUCUAUUCGGGGGUAGUAAUUCCUGAUGUAGGGGUUUAAAACAUAAUUAGGAAGGUGUUUAAUUCUGAAAAGUGUUUGUGUUGCUCUAUUUGUAACGUAGGAAUAAGGUAGGGUAGUAAAACUUAAUGCUUGGAUUUUUAGGGGAGAGGAAGCUUGUUCACAGGACACUGAUAUUGUGGGUGGGCACUUUUCAUCCAUUGCCAGAGAGCUGUGUGUGUCACUUGUGUGUGCGUCAGUGCUGCUAUCUAGGAUAGGGGUUGGUACCUUUUAUGAAAUACCACUGUAUCAUUUCUUUGUUACCCUGGACAAUCUCAGAUACAAACUCAGUGGGAUACAGUAAGAAAUGAUUAGUGUGACUCUCCAAGCACUGUACAAAUUAACUUUAGCAGUUUAUCGCCACAUGCUUAUCAGUAGAUAGGACUGGAAAGGACUUUGAGUCAGUGAAAGGCUCGAACAUAUAUGAGCUGACUAAUUUUAAGAGCUUUGAAUGUAUUCCAACUAGUGUUGGAAAAAUAAAGACCAACCCUAAUUCUUGUCAUCUCAAAUGUGGUUCACAGAAGGAUGCAUUUGAAAGGGGCUUAUCUUCCAUUCAUGUUUAACUAAGAUUUCUAAUAUGCCUCUCUCCAAUGGCAAAGUAGACAGACUGGUUUGGGUGUUAAUGACACGUUACAGGACUGAGUUUACAGGUGCAAAGGUAUUGGUUAUUAUCAGUAACAAGCAAGUUGUCUAAGCUGCUUCCAUGGUUUCAUCAGGAAGGUGAAUCAUUCCUCUUAACAUGGGCUACCAGCAUAUUGUAACAGUACUGGAUUGAAAAAAUUACCUUUUUCCCCCCAUGCAACUUCAUUCUAUUCUUAAAGUGGCUGUGUGCUGUCUUAGCAGAAUAGUGACACAUUACAACUGCGACCACAGCAGAGAAGGAAACAGAAGUUGGUUUGGGUGGGGGGAAGCCUGACUCAGACAGGGAAUGUUGUUCUGCUUUCCAGGGUACUACAUAAAUAGGAUCCAAUCUUUUCUUGAUAGUCUGUGCCACACAAACAUGUGACAGAGCUACACUGGCACCGUGGCAGGCACAAGAAGGCUGUACCAAUGACACGUAUAUCCAACAAUGCUAGUACAUGCAAUUUUGGAUGAUAAAUAUAAAUGGCUUGGCACCAGAACUGCCUGCCAGCUAAUCUGCAGCUGCUCAGCUUUGUUCACACAGUGCAGUUACAGAGGAAGGUUGACCCUAUGUGGCACUGUUGCUUGCUCAGAGCCCUGUGCCAACAGUGCAACUGCAAAUAAUUCCCCCCUCCCUCCCCUCCGUUGGGGUGGUUCCGAUAAUCCUUCAUCCUAGAAUGGUAUUCAGGGGUCCUUAACGGCUGCUAUGACCAUUGCCAAAGUGUAAAUUUUUUGUUGUUUUUGGAAGAGACUCACUGGUAAACAUAGGCUUUAAUUUAACCUCUAACUUAGUGUUACAAAAGUAUUCACCCGCCACCUGUAAGAUUUCUUCUGGCUAGGGGCUGUGAAAAUAUUUUCUGUUACAUCUUUUCAUUUGAUACCAAUGCACUUUGCCCAAACAUUUGAAUGCAACAAAGCAAAUAUCAGCAAGGAAAUAUUUUUUUUCUUACUAAUGCAGGAGAGUUACAAUUACCCAAGAUUACUCUGCACUCUUUUCUUGUGUAGUUUAAUCCAACUUUAGUUUAGUUUAGCUGCAGUCACACCGUGCUACAGGGAUCUGAUCCCCUUGUUAAAAAGAUAUUCCCAAGGGAAGGGUGGUACUGGGCUGGAAGACUUCCAGACACACACUUGUUUUGGCAUUUAUAAGAAUAUCAUGAAAUCUUGGGGCCGGAACUUUCACAUGGACUGGGGUCCUGUACAAAAUGGCACUUUAAACAAAUUUAACAAUUACUAAUACACAGAAGCCUGUUUCUCUAAACCAUACCUAUUGGCUAAAUUAUAUAUUACCAAUACUCAGCUGUCUUGUUAUUGAGCAUUACACAAAUAUUAAAGGGAGCUCUUCGUAAAAAUCUAGUCGCCACAGUUCUACAGUACAGAUAGUAAAACACAUUAAUUUGGGAAAAUACAACCAUACAUUCAAUAUGAAAUUAACAAACUGCUUAAAUGACAAAGGGAAAGAAAUGAUACUCAUGAACUGUUGAAAUGUAGUUUGAAAACCCAGUGAAACAGUCAUUUGACUAUCAAGGAGGAAGCUACAUUUUUCCUGCAGUUUGGAGCAGACUGCAGCUACGCUACUUGAAAAUUCACAUUUGGAACACUGUGUUCUGUGAUCAAACAGCAUUUACCGCUAUUUGUAGUGUCUGCCUUUGCAACACUAUGUUCCCUAUUGAGAAAGACAGUUUUAAAUGUGGCACAGCAACAAAAUCCUUCCUUAACUACCAUGAAAAACCAGUUGUAUUGCAUCUUGCUGGUUGUGUUCCUAUUAGAUUACAAGCAAGUCUACAUAAACACAUCUGCCAUACUCUAUACUACAGUGAUCACUGAGUGUAGAUCCUACAGAUUUCCAAGAUUUGUAGCAAUUCUAUUGGUUGUCUUCUUUUGAUACAAUUAAGUGCAAUUAGACUACAGUAAUUUGUGUUUUAUUAAACAAUGAGCUAUCCAUUAUGAAUUGUCACAAGUCAAAAUAAUUAGAAAACAGCACAAAAAAAUCAACAUUGUUAACCAAUCGGACUUUGACAGUGAAAUGUAAUUCUAUUGUUCGACUGGAGAUAUAAUACCCGCUAAGAUUAACUUGCUUCACAGACUAGAAAUUAUUUUUAAGUGUCCCUCUUUGGCUGCAAUCUACAAUUAGUUUUAGACACUGGGAAUUUCCAAGGGUUUAGUAUUAAAUCAUCUGAAUUAGACCCUCAUGGCAACAGACCCAAACACUCAUCAACAAAGUAUCUUUAACAGCUAAUUUCACAUUUGCAUAGUUGUACACUUAAAUACAAAUUUACUAGCAAUGCAUAUUAUAAUAAUGGGAACUUAAAAAAUAAAGACGUUUCAAACACCUGAAUCUGGCUGGUAGUUGGGUAUAGCAAACUUGCGGGGGAGAGAAUUAUUGCCCACUACCACCAAUUAUCAACAGAUAGCAUGCCUGUCUUUAAUGCCUUUUCCUUAUCCAACAUCUAUUUCUUAAUGAUGUGGGAAACUCAAGGCCCUGGAAUUAGUGGUAUGCUAUCAAAUACUCCAAAGGUGAUAUUUAGAAGAUUUUUGUUUUUUUUUCAGUCUUCACGAAGAUAAGACUCUUCGACUUCCUCUGUGGUUUCUGAGAUACUGCAUGGCUG
Gopherus evgoodei (Goodes thornscrub tortoise) is the source of this 6579-nucleotide messenger RNA. It is a transcript of the gene B3GNT4, whose product is annotated as UDP-GlcNAc:betaGal beta-1,3-N-acetylglucosaminyltransferase 4. Gene Ontology annotation, cellular component: membrane. Lineage: Eukaryota; Metazoa; Chordata; Testudines; Testudinidae. The coding region runs from base 231 to 1319 and encodes 362 amino acids. Gene Ontology annotation, molecular function: hexosyltransferase activity. The transcript has 2 exons. The record is from RefSeq and is a predicted model, not a curated record.